Acanthoscelides obtectus is the source of this 444-nucleotide messenger RNA. The record is from the annotation of a GenBank genome assembly. Lineage: Eukaryota; Metazoa; Arthropoda; Insecta; Coleoptera; Chrysomelidae.
AUGAUCAACAAUAAGGGAAUUCAAUUCUCCAAGGCGAGGACUGCAGGGAACAGUGUGAAGGUACUCACCAACACACCGGCUGACUACCGACAGCUAGUAACCCUGCUAGACGCAAUGAAGAGGUCCUUCUUCAUCUACCAACUGAAGGAGAACAGGAUAGAACAGAGGGUAGUACGAGGACUGCCCAGGGAGAUGUCGACUGACGACAUCACGGAAGAUUUAGUGAACCAGGGUGUGUCAGACGCCGAGGUUCAACAGAUGAACAACAAAGAAGCCACUUCCGCUCUUCCUCGUCAAGACGAAGAUGCCAGAAAAGCUUCUAGAGAUCCAGAGGCUGGCCAUGCUCACGGUCAGCUUCGAGAGAAAGAAGAAAUCCACCGAGCCCAGCCAAUGCUACCGCUGCGAGCGGUACGGACACACGCAGCGAAACUGCCGUCUCGCUGA